AUGGAUUCGGAAGAGGCUGCUGACCUGGGAGUGCAGCCCACCACCCCCUCUGCCCCCACCAUCACCAGCACCCCCACAGCCCCCACCAGCUGCAAGAAGAGCCGUAAGAAAAAGAAGGAGAAGGCUGAGGCCAGGGAAGCUCAGGAGGGAGGGGAUGAGGCAGUGGAGCGGGUGGGUGCGAUCGAGGGCCUCACACGAGCCGGGCACCGGGCGCUGGCUCUGGGCGCCGGGCGGGAGGCAGUGGGGUGCUUCAGGAAAGCCCUGCUCCUCUCCAGGGAUACAGCGAGUCCCCAGCUCCACCAGGCUUGUGCCUUCAACCUGGGGGCUGCCUAUGUGGAGACUGGAAAGCCCAAAAAGGGCCUCGAGUUCCUCCUCCAGUCCCAACCCUCAGAGGCGGAGAGCAGGGGUCACUUGGGGAGCCUUUAUUUCAGCGUCGGGGCGGCUCAUGAAGGGCUCCAGGACUUUCCAGAGGCUCUGGAACGUUUUGAGAAAGUGGCCGGGCAGGCGGGUGCUGCUGUGCAGGCUGGUGGCCGAGCAGGGACGUGCGUGCAGAUGGGCUGCUGCUACCUGGGCAUGCGGGAGCCGGCCCGGGCCGCGCGCUGCUUCCUGGCCGCGGCGCAGGCCUUCGCGGUGGCCGAGAGCCCCGAGGCCGCGGCCGUGGCUCUGAGCAGGGCGAGCGGCUCCAUGCUGCAGAGCCGGCGCUUCCAGGCGGCGGAGAUCGCCAGGGUCCUCGCCCAGUGCCGCUCACUGUGCGAGACCAUCCCCGACCCGGCCCUGCGAGGGAAACUCUACAACGACAUCGGCCUCGGCUACUCCCAGCUCCACAUCUUCUCCCUGGCUGCCGAGAGCUUUGAGCGGGCCCUGGGGCUGUGCAGGGGGCAGCCGGAGCGGCGGCAGGAGGCUGCGCUGCUGCAGAACCUGGGCGCUACCCACAACGCGCUGCGCAGCUUCGGCUCGGCGCUGGGCUGGCACCGGCGGGCGGCCGCGCUGCACGGUGCUCUGGGGAACCGGAGGGCUCAGGGGCAGUGCUUUGGGAACCUGGCCUAUGCCUGCAGCCAGCUGGGGAACCACGGGGCUGCCGCGGAGAGCUACCUGCACGCCCUGCAAGCCUUCCGGGACUCGGGGGACCUGCAGGGGCAGUGGCAAGCGUGCGAGGGGCUGGGUGCGGCCUGCCUCCACUUGGGAGACCCCCAGAAAGCCAUCGGGCACUAUCAAGAGGCCCUGAUUUUGCUUUCCCACUGUCAGGACAGCCCCAGAGCUGACCACAAACGGGUCGUGCACAAGCUCACAGAUGCCAUCCAGCACCGACUCCGCUUCAGCCACCUCUCAUACCAGGGGGGCUGGGCACCCACCCCGGUGCUGGUGAGCAUCGCCCAGGGCAUGGGACACUCUCCUGAAUGA
This is a messenger RNA of Poecile atricapillus (Black-capped chickadee), 1401 nucleotides long. It is a transcript of the gene TTC24, whose product is annotated as tetratricopeptide repeat domain 24. The transcript has 6 exons. Gene Ontology annotation, molecular function: protein binding. The record is from RefSeq and is a predicted model, not a curated record. NCBI's taxonomy places the organism in Eukaryota, Metazoa, Chordata, Aves, Passeriformes, Paridae. Bases 1 to 1401 code for a protein of 466 amino acids.